Molecule: messenger RNA, 2304 nt
Organism: Penicillium daleae
Lineage: Eukaryota; Fungi; Ascomycota; Eurotiomycetes; Eurotiales; Aspergillaceae
Gene: optD
Exons: 3
Coding region: 1-2304 (767 amino acids)
Biological process (GO): transmembrane transport
Molecular function (GO): oligopeptide transmembrane transporter activity
Source: RefSeq, a predicted model, not a curated record
AUGGAGAAGCUCAAGGCUGAGACUGCCAAGUCUACCUUUGAGAAGACUGAUGAGGAGGUAGAAGUGGCCAUCGGCAAUACUCAGCUUGAGCCGGAUUUCGCCGACAAUACGAAUGAGGAGUAUAGCUAUGAAUCGGAUCGGUCACCAUUUCCAGAAGUCAGGGCUGUCGUCCCCGAGACGGAUGACCCCAGCAUGCCCGUCAGUACUGUGCGCAUGUGGGUGCUGGGCAUUGUAUUCACCAUCCUGGGCUCCGGCAUAAACCAGUUCUUCUCCCUGAGAUAUCCAUCGGUCCACAUUGUAGCGCUCGUCGCAGAGCUACUCGCAUAUCCCCUGGGCGUCUUCCUCGCAAAGACACUCCCACUUUCCACCAUUAGCCUGGGUCGUCUGGGCUCCUUCACGAUUAAUCCAGAUCGCAAAUUCAACAUCAAAGAACAUGCGCUUAUCGUGAUCAUGAGCAAUGUCUCGUUUGGCUUUGCUACUGCCGACGCGACCAACAUCAUUCAAGCUGCGAGCAAGUCUUUCUAUAACUUCCAACUGAAGCCCGGCUUCUACGUGAUGAUCGUGUUGUGCGCCCAGCUUCUGGGAUUCGGAGUGGCUGGACUGUCAGCGCCUUGGCUAGUUGAACCAGCACGGAUUAUCUGGCCAGGUGUGCUCUCCAACUGUGCUAUGCUAGAAACACUUCAUUCUCGAGCUAAUACAAUUGCCAAUGGUUGGCGAAUCUCCCGUCUGCGCUUCUUUCUUUACGUUAUGGGCGGUGCAUUCGUCUGGUAUUGGUUCCCGGGUCUGAUUUUCACCGCGCUCUCAUACUUCACCUGGGUCUGCUGGAUUGCGCCGAAGAAUAUCGUCGUCAAUCAGCUAUUCGGUAUGCAAACCGGACUCGGCCUAAGUCCAAUUACCUUCGACUGGAGUCAAGUUGCGUAUAACACCAAUCCGCUACUAUCGCCAUCAUGGGCAGCAAUCAACGUCUUCUUCGGUUUCGCGUUCUUCUUCUGGAUCAUCACCCCGAUUCUCUACUACACAAACACCUGGUUCACGGCGUAUCUGCCUAUGAUGACGAGUGAUGUGUACGACAAUACAGGCGCUGUCUACGACACGUCCCGUGUCGUGGGAGCAGACAAUACUCUCAACGUCGCAGCAUAUCGCAAGUAUUCACCCCCAUUUCUGGGUGCAACGUUUGCAUUCGUUUAUGGCCUUUCUUUUGCUUCCAUUACCUCCGUACUCUCGCACAUUGGCAUCUGGCAUGCACGCGACCUAUGGGCCGCCAUGAAAGGUCGCAACAAGCUUGACAUCCACGCUCGCCUUAUCCGUGCUUCGUACCGCAAGACACCCUGGUACUGGUACGCCACCAUCAUUGUGAUCAUCAUGGCCAUGGCUAUUGCCAUGGUAGAAAUCUACGAGACUAAGCUUCCCGUGUACGGUGUGUUCUUGGGACUAAUCAUCCCAGCUAUUUACAUGGUCCCUUGCGGAAUCGUCCAGGGUAUUACGAACGUUGAUGCGAAUCAACUCAAUGUGCUCGCUGAGUUCAUCGGUGGAUACAUGUUCGAAGGCAAACCGCUCGCAAACAUGAUCUUCAAGAUAUUGUCCACGGAUGUCGUCGGCCAGGGCGUGUAUUUCGCCAUGGACAUGAAACUCGCGCAUUAUCUGAAAGUACCCCCGCGGACUACUUUCGUCGCGCAGGGCAUUGCGACGAUCCUGGGUGCACUCACGCAGGCGGGUGUGACGAUCUGGAUGUUGGGCAAUAUCGAUGGGAUCUGCGAGUCGGACCAAGCGGAUGGAUUUUCUUGUCCCAAUGGCCGGACUGUAUACUCGUCGUCCGUGAUUUGGGGUCUUGUUGGACCGCGCAGACUCUACUCGGCCGGCGAGAUAUACUCUCCGCUGCUUCACUUCUUCUGGAUCGGAGCCAUUGCGCCUUUCGUGACGUGGGCGUUGUAUCGCUAUACCAGGAAGCGCUUCUGGAAAUUGAUCAAUUGGCCUUUGAUUUUUGUAGGCACAUACAAUGUCCCUCCUGCAACCGGUAUCAAUUAUUCCAGCUGGGCGUUAGUCAACUUCGUCUUCAAUCACAUCCUGAAACGUCGCUUCUUCGCCUGGUGGACCAAGUACAAUUAUAUCCUGGCUGCCGCUCUAGAUACAGGUCUUGCGCUUAGUGGCAUUGUCAUUUUCUUCUGCAUCUCUUAUCCUGGGGCUUCUUUCCCGGAUUGGUGGGGGAACAAUGUUUACUUGAACACUGCCGAUGGCCAGGGUUUGGCAUAUAAGGCUAUGCCGGAGGUAGGAUACUUUGGGCCUGCUAAUGGAACAUGGACCUAA